AUGAGAAUCAGGCGGGCUGUACGUGUAGACAACUUAACGGGGGUCUACGUCCUUCGCAAAAAGUGCCGGUGCAUUGAGCUUUUUUUUUCCCAGAUUCUGGCCAACAGCACUUCUACCCUCAGAAGUCCAACCGGUGCCAACAUGUAUGCCGAAGAACGAUAUAGUAUGCACUGGGGUUGGUAUCUGCUCUUUCUUGUGGUGGUGAUCGUUGGCUGUACCUGGAAGUAUUUUACCGACAUCUUCUUGAUAGACAAAGCUGGGAGCGAAGAGAUUGCUCAGGGUGGGACGCCGUACAAGCACUUGCCUCCGGGCAUCAGUUUAGACGGACUCAAAGAGAGGAAAGGAAGGAGAAAAGAUAUUUGAAGUGAAAAGUGAGCCAUGCUCAAUCGUAGAUACAUUGGAUACGAAGCCUGGGGGGUAAGGUAUCAAUGUCAUCCCUAUGCUACAGCAGUAUGCUGUGCCGUUGGGGCUAGGCUCAUGUACAGUCUAGAUAUGUGUCCAUAAAAGAUCUGGUUGAAGUUCCAUUGAUACACGUUUUCCUGAGUGUUGGACAGCCAUGCGGGCAAUGAGUAGUGUGUUGUUGGGGAAAAUGGCUCAUGCUUUCAAUCAGUCUGGUGUAACUGUUUCAGAAAACUGGCAGGCUAGAGUUAGUAGUAGUCCCUUAGUGACUGAUUUGUCAAGCGGAAGGAUUGCAUUCUCCGAGUACAAAGUUGGACCGUCGCAUUUGGCAAAACCUGGCAACCGUAUGCGUAGAAUCGCCAAAUCAAUGUUAUAUAGCUAGCUAGUAUAUAGCUGCAGUGCUCAAAUUAUGACUGUUCAUUCAAUGGUCCGGCGGACUGACUCGAGGAU
Messenger RNA from Klebsormidium nitens, 849 nucleotides. The record is from the annotation of a GenBank genome assembly. NCBI's taxonomy places the organism in Eukaryota, Viridiplantae, Streptophyta, Klebsormidiophyceae, Klebsormidiales, Klebsormidiaceae.